GGCCCUGCCUAUCAGGCCUACCAGCUAUAAAGACAAGACAUUCAAGGGAAGGGGAGGAAAAGAUGGAUGAGGCAGACCAGAUCUUCAAGGCCAGAACACACUAUUAUUUUUCACUUCUGGAUUACCUCGUCAGAACAUUGGUGCAUGAAUGGCAACUGUAGAUGACCUAAAGUUUCAAGAAUUUGAUGAUGCAGCCAACUUGUUGGCAGCGAAUCCAGAUGCUGUCACAAUAAGCAUUGAUGAACCUGUUGAGAAACCAAAGAAAAAGCAUGGACACCUGCAAGAUUCUGGAAGGGAGGAGGACGAUGAGCUAUUGGGGACAGACGAUUCUGAUAAAACUGAGUUACUUGCUGGGCAGAAGAAAAGUGCCCCGUUCUGGACAUUUGAAUAUUACCAAACGUUUUUUGAUGUGGAUACAUACCAGGUCCUGGAUAGAAUCAAAGGUUCUGUUUUUCCAGUACCAGGGAAAAACUUUGUAAGACUGUACAUUCGAAGUAAUCCUGAUCUUUAUGGUCCCUUUUGGAUAUGUGCCACAUUAGUCUUUGCCAUUGCUAUCAGUGGCAACCUUUCAAAAUUCUUCAUCCACCUGGGCAAUCGUGAUGCCUGUUAUGUGCCUGACUUCCGAAAAGUGUCCAUAGCUGCUACCGCCAUCUAUGCUUAUGCUUGGCUAGUUCCUCUAGCUCUCUGGGGAUUCCUUAUGUGGAGGAACAAUAAAGUUGUGAACAUUGUCUCCUACUCCUUUCUUGAGAUUGUGUGUGUUUAUGGCUAUUCGCUCUUCAUUUAUAUUCCAACAGCGAUUUUGUGGAUUAUCCCGCAGAAAGCUCUCAGAUGGGUUUUGGUGGUUUUUGCUCUGUGUCUUUCAGGAUCUGUCUUAGUUAUGACAUUUUGGCCUGCUGUUAGAGAUGACAACCGAAGAAUUGCAAUGGCUACAAUUGUGACUCUCGUACUUCUCCAUGCCUUGCUUGCUGUGGGUUGCUUGGCAUACUUUUUUGAUGACUCUGAACUGGUUACCCUAACACCGACCACCUUAACGAGUCUUGCACCACCACAUAAUGGAACAAUAGGAGCAACAAAGGCUCAGUAAUUAAGAUACAUCUGUUUCUUCUUUCUCGUCUGUGCAAUAUUGUUUGAUUGGGGCAUUCCGACAUUGACAAAAGAACAGCCAAAAGAUCUGAAGGGACCAUCAGUGAAACAUACUGAAUUCACAGUCUCUGACACUUGAAUGACCAACUUAGUACUGGACUUUAGUUGAAAUGCUACUCUGUUGAAGCAAAAGCUGAAAUAGAUUUCAAUGCUGUAGAUUUUAACUUGCUUAACUUAUGAUUUAAAAAAAAAUCUUUUGCAGAACUUAGUGUUUGUCAUCAAAUAAAACUGACUUGAAAUACUA
This is a messenger RNA of Elgaria multicarinata webbii, 1387 nucleotides long. RefSeq names its product Yip1 domain family member 1 (gene YIPF1). The transcript has 10 exons. Gene Ontology annotation, biological process: vesicle-mediated transport. Gene Ontology annotation, cellular component: membrane; Golgi apparatus. Lineage: Eukaryota; Metazoa; Chordata; Lepidosauria; Squamata; Anguidae. Gene Ontology annotation, molecular function: small GTPase binding. The record is from RefSeq and is a predicted model, not a curated record. The coding region runs from base 149 to 1084 and encodes 311 amino acids.